GCGCCGUGUUAAAAGGGAAGUCUGAGGGUUUUUAGAGCUGCAGGUCUUCAGCCGACGCUUAGUUACCCUGAAGCUCCAAAGCUGAGCAGAUCGCCGAGCGUGAAGAAGAAGGAGAAUAAGACGAAACGGAGAGAUGCUGCCCUUCGCUCUGCUCCUCGCUCUGCUGCCCUUCACUGUCCGAGCAGGUCUGGACGUUCCGGAGAUCAGACUGAACUCCAGCAUGCUGAAGAAGACUGAAGUUGUUCUUCUGCCAGGAACUCAUUUCUCUCUGAGUUGUCUAGGACAGGCCAAAGUCGUCUGGAGGACCAGAGUCAACAACAUAAUUCGCAAGUCAAGAAACAUCCUCACUGUUAACAGCGCCACUGCAGACCACACAGGAACAUACAGGUGUAGCUAUGAGAACCACACUGAGCUGUUCUCCGAGCUCCACAUCUUUGUCAAAGAUCCAGCUAAAUUCUUCACCAGAUCUCUCACUAGAGUGAUCGUAGAGAGAGAAGGGUCAUCCUGUUUGCUAGACUGUCGUCCCACUGACCCCAAAGCCACAGCAUUCUCUCUCCGAUCAGCUGAUGGAUCUCCAGUUCAUCCUAAAUUGAAUUACACCGCAGAUCCCAGGCAGGGAAUCCUGAUCCGGGACCUGCAGCCCAGCUACAGCGGAGAUUACACCUGCAGUGUCAGCGUUAACGAGACUGAACGACUGUCCACAGUUUACUCCAUCGUGGUCCAGGAGAGAGUAAGGCCUCCCUCUGUGUUUAUUGAGAUGGAUGAAUAUGUGCGGAUUGCUGGAGAAACGCUGCAGAUCACCUGCUACACCAUGAACCAAGAUCAUACCUAUGUUGUCACCUGGCACGAUUCCUCUAAUAAGAUGCUGAAUGGGACGGAGACAGUGAGUAGAAGCCAAGAUCUGGUUCAUAUCAAGAGCGUUCUGACCAUUCCUGAGGUCAGUGUGUCAGACACUGGAAAUCUGACCUGUACAGGCCGGAACAGAUACGAAGAGAACAGCUCCACCAUCUCACUCACAGUUGUAGAUAAGCCAUACAUUCAUUUAACUCCGGUCCUGAAGCUGAGAGGUCGGCAGUUUGGUGCUGAUGUUGAUGUGAUGGAGGGAGAGCUGUUGGAGCUCAGCGUGGAGAUUGAUGCUCAUCCUCCCAUCCAGGAGAAGUGGUGGAGCACCCCCAGAACCCAGAACACAUCCAUCUAUGAGGAGAACUUUUACAGGAUUCACAGGAGUUACAGAAACGUUACCAGCCUCUUGCUCAGAGGAAUCAGAGCAGAUGAAAGUGGUCAAUACAUCUUCAGUGCCAGGAGCUCCAGUGUUAAUGUUUCUACACGCUUUAAGAUCCACGUGUACCAAAAGCCCAGUGUUGUGGUGAAAAUGAAGAAUGGUACUCUAACCUGUAUCUCCACUGGGUUUCCAAAACCAACCAUCCGCUGGCAGCAGUGUGAGGAAUUCCAAAGCACGUGUGGCCAGUGUAACAGUAGUCACUCGGUGGAUUUGCUGGCUAAACAGCUGACGUUGGAGCCGAUGGAUGAAUUCAGGCCUAUGGUGGAGAGUGUGCUGUCAAAGAGUAACGUAACAGGAAAUAUUGUGGAGUGUGUGGCUGUUAACAGCGUUGGAGAAAGCUGUGAAACCUACAUUAACUACUUUAUUCCAAAACCUUAUCCUAACAAGACUUUGGAAGAAUGGGGCUCAAAGAUGUUCACCACUCUCCUCAGUGGAGGGUCAGUUAUAACCGCUCUGCUUCUGGUUUUGUUGGGAAUUUGUGUCUACAAGUGCAAACAGAAACCCAGAUAUGAAAUCAGGUGGAAGAUAAUUGAGGCUAAUGAUGGAAACAAUUACACAUACAUUGACCCAACCCAGCUGCCGUACAACAACACGCGAUGGGAGUUUCCUCGUGACAGACUCACAUUCGGGCAAGUUCUGGGUGCAGGUGCUUUUGGUAAAGUGGUGGAGGCAGCUGCAUACGGUCUGGAUAAGGAUGAACAUGUCACUAGGGUGGCCGUGAAGAUGCUUAAAUCCAGCGCCCUCUCAGAGGAAAAAGAAGCCCUCAUGUCCGAGCUGAAGAUCCUGAGUCAUCUCGGACAGCAUGCUAACAUAGUGAACCUGCUGGGGGCGUGUACUCAGGGAGGUCCUGUUCUGCUGAUCACUGAGUACUGCUGCCAUGGAGAUCUGCUGAACUUCUUGCGCAGAAGAGCAGAGCUGUUCUUCAGCUCAGUGCUGCAGGAACCAGGAUCUCCCAACAUCUACAAGAACCUCUCUGACCAUCGGAGCCAGAUCGGACGGCACAGCGUCAACAGCUAUCAGGACAUGUCCGGUGUUAAAGACGGUUUACAGAAGUCCUGUGGCGGAGAAGAGGUGGACGCGCAGAUGCUGGAUCUGGAUGAUUUAGUCCGAUUUUCCACUCAGGUGGCUCAGGGACUGGAAUUCCUCGCCUCAAAAAACUGUAUUCACAGAGAUGUCGCUGCUCGGAAUGUUCUCGUGACCGACUGCUUUGUUGCCAAGAUCUGUGACUUCGGCCUCGCACGGGACAUCAUGAAUGACUUGAACUACGUGGUGAGAGGAAAUGCUCGACUGCCCGUUAAGUGGAUGUCUCCUGAGAGCAUCUUUGAAUGCAUCUACACUGUGCAGAGUGAUGUGUGGUCUUAUGGAAUCCUCCUGUGGGAGAUAUUUUCUCUGGGUAGAAGUCCUUAUCCAGAUGUUGCAGUUGAUGCUCGGUUUUAUAAGAUGAUCAAAGCUGGAUAUCACAUGGCACAACCAGAUUUUGCCCCGCCAGAGAUGUACACAAUUAUGAAGAAGUGCUGGAGUCUGGAACCAACCUUGCGUCCAACGUUUGGAAAAAUCGUACAGCUUAUUGCAAAGCUACUGCCUGAAUCCUCUGACCAACAAUAUAAGAACGUUCAGCAGGAGCUCCAGCAGAAACUUCCAUCCAUGCAACACGUUUCACUCAAAGCCUGCGAGGAUCCAUCUGACCGAACAACAUCUCAGGAAGAAGAGCAACAGCCUCUAAUGCAAUUAAAUAACUACCAGCUGUGCUGAACAGGUGACCUGUAGUGUUCGUGAAGAACCUUUACAGCAAAGUGAAUGGGUUCAAAACAGACCGUCACUGGAUUUAAUGGCAUUUCAUUGAUUUUUGUAUGUGUAUUAUUGAGGUAAAGCGGAAACUGUUUAAGGUCAGUCAGAGAGUGAAGUGUAAUCUGCUGAAAACUUCAUCACCACCUCAUCGGACUUUUCUUUAGCAUUAGGUUCUAAUCUUCCUGUUUCAGAAGAAUUACUUUCUUAUGUAGUCUAAUUUUAGAAACUCUGUUUCUUUCUGUGUCAGCAGCUGGUGAUAUAUGAGUGUAGAACGAUAUAUUUUAGCUAUUUUGUUUAUCAUUUUACAGUAGUAAUUUCACAGCUGUCAUUUUUUGCACCAGAACUUUUACACCAAAAGUGCUAAAAAGCAACUUUUUAGAAAAUUUUACUUUUUUAGCAUUUUGCCAUAUAAUCACUAAGCUUUUAUUUCUCUUUGCACAGUUCUUGAUGUACAGUUUGUACAGUCAGAUUUCUGACUAAAGUUCAUUUGAGAAGAACUUUUUGAAUUUUUUUUUUUCUGGACUAUGAAAAAGAACGUCUGAAAUUAUUGUGAACAUAUUCCACAUUUUAAAUAUGUCCAGAUAAAUUCUCACUAUUGCAACAGAAAACAAAUGACUGGGAACGACAAAAACUGACAAUUAAAUAAUAAAGUAAAAUCUGGUUUUAACUCUGUAUAUAACCAUUCACUUGUGGGUCUACUUUUAUUGUAUAAAAUGUUUUAACAAUUAAAAAAUUAUCAAUUGAA
Pygocentrus nattereri (red-bellied piranha) is the source of this 3815-nucleotide messenger RNA. It is a transcript of the gene csf1rb, whose product is annotated as colony stimulating factor 1 receptor, b. NCBI's taxonomy places the organism in Eukaryota, Metazoa, Chordata, Actinopteri, Characiformes, Serrasalmidae. Gene Ontology annotation, biological process: positive regulation of kinase activity; cell surface receptor protein tyrosine kinase signaling pathway; cytokine-mediated signaling pathway. Gene Ontology annotation, cellular component: signaling receptor complex; CSF1-CSF1R complex. The transcript is spliced from 21 exons. Gene Ontology annotation, molecular function: ATP binding; cytokine binding; macrophage colony-stimulating factor receptor activity. The record is from RefSeq and is a predicted model, not a curated record. Bases 134 to 3034 code for a protein of 966 amino acids.